GAUAAUGCACGAUAAACCCAAUUACAUUACAAUUAUAGAAUAACAAUUUGCAAGACUUGGAGAUAAAUUCCUCGAGCCGGAGACACCACUGGUUCUCGGAAAUGGAUUCUCAGUCCGAACCACAAUCCAAUUACCUAAUUUUAAUUAUUAUUUAUUCAGUUUAUGGCAUAUUCAUCAUCUUAUUUUGUACCCAAAAACCACCUCUUGUUCUUGUCUAAGAUUCAAAAGUGUAUUCCAAAAUCGUGGAAAAAACCCAGCAACAACAAACCCUUUCACAAACCACUUAUUAAUUCAUCAUCAUCUAUGAUUCCUCUUCUUAUUGCAUCCCUCAAUGAUUUCGUCACACACGGCCACUUAUCAAAUGCAUUCAAAACCUUCUUCCACAUUCAACAACACUCUAAUCAUUCUCCUUCUUCUUUCAAUCUUCUCUUUGACCCCAUUAGACUUCUUCUACUCUCUUGCACCAAGCUCAACUCUCUCCCACAGGGUAAGCAACUUCAUGCCUAUAUGUUCUUGUUAGGUAUUCAUCAAAAUCAUGUAUUGGUUUCAAAGCUUCUUCAAUUUUAUGCUAAUUUCAAUCUCAUUGCUGAUGCUCAAACUGUCGUUGAGGAUUCCAAUAGUUUCUUCCCUUUGCAUUGGAAUAUGGUUAUGUCUUUGUAUGUUAAAAAUAGUCUCUUCCACGAAGCUCUUUCUGUUUAUAACAUAAUGUUGAGUAGGCAUGUUGAACCAGAUGAUUUUACUUAUCCAUGUAUUCUCAAGGCUUGUGGGGAAUUGUUAGAUGAAACUAAUGGUGUUAAGGUUCAUAAGUUGAUUGAAGCUAGUUCUGUUAACUGUUUGUAUGUUCAUAAUGCGUUGGUGUCUAUGUAUGGUAGGUUUGGAAAGCUAGAUGUUGCUCGCCAUUUGUUUGAUAAUUUGGCUGUUAGAAACAAUGUUUCUUGGUACAUUAUAAUUAGUUGUUAUGCCUCUAGGGGUAUGUGGGAGGAAGCGUUUCGGCUAUUUGGAAGGAUGCAAGAGGAGGGUGUUGAAAUGAAUAUAAUUAUAUGGAAUACCAUUGCUGGAGGGUGCUUGCGUUCUGCCAAUUUCAAGGGGGCACUUAAGAUGCUUUCUCAGACGAGAACGUUGAUUCGUUUUGACUCUGUUGCAAUGGUUAUUGGAUUAAAUGCGUGUUCCCACAUUGGAGCCCUUAAAUUGGGAAAGGAGAUUCAUGGUCAUGCCGUAAGGACUUGCUUUGAUGUGUUUGAUAACGUGAAAAAUGCGUUGAUUACAAUGUAUUCCAGGUGUCGAGACCUCAGUCAUGCAUAUGUGUUGUUUCGGAAAAUGGAAGAGAAAGGUUUAAUCACAUGGAAUGCCAUGCUUUCUGGAUAUGCUCACAUGGAUCGAGCUGAGGAAGUCUCCUUCCUUUUUAGAGAAAUGCUACAUGAGCGCGUUGAGCCUAAUUUUGUCACUAUUGCGAGUGUUCUUCCACUUUGCGCUCGAAUAGCAAAUCUACAACAUGGUAAAGAGUUUCAUUGCUACAUGAUGAAGCGCAAAGAACGGUUUAGUGACCAUUUAUUAUUGUGGAACACCCUGAUAGAUAUGUAUUCAAGGUCUGGCAAAGUUUUAGAGGCCAGGAAAGUGUUUGAUUCAUUAAGUAGGAGAGAUGGAGUCACCUAUACUUCCAUGAUUUUUGGAUAUGGUAUGAGGGGAGAUGGAGAAACUGCUCUAAAACUAUUUGAAGAGAUGUGCAGGUUUGAUAUUAAACCGGAUCAUGUAACGAUGGUUGCAGUUCUCACAGCUUGUAGUCAUUCUGGCCUUAUAGCACAUGGGCUAUUACUCUUUAAAAAGAUGGUAGAAGUUUAUGGAAUGAAUCCCCAGAUUGAACAUUAUUCCUGCAUGGUUGAUCUCUUUGGAAGGGCUGGUCUUCUUAACAAAGCAAAGGAGGUUAUCACAGGAAUGCCAUACAAGCCUACUACAGCAAUGUGGGUCACUCUUAUAGGAGCUUGUCGAAUCCAUGGAAAUACAGUGAUGGGAGAAUGGGCUGCAGGAGAGUUGCUGAAAAUGAAACCUAAUCAUUCAGGUUAUUAUGUGUUGAUUGCAAAUAUGUAUGCAGCUGCUGGUUGUUGGAGCAAACUAGCAAAAGUGAGGAUUUGUAUGAGGGAUUUAGGUGUGAGAAAGGCUCCUGGUUGUGCUUGGGUUGAUGUUGGCAGUGAGUUUUCUUCCUUUUUAGUAGGGGACACUUCCAACUCUCAUUCAGGUGAGAUUUACCCCCUGAUGAAUGGGUUGAAUGAACUCAAGAAGGAUGCUGGUUAUGUACCUAGCGAAGGGUUUGUCACAUCUGAAGAAGAUUUUGAGUAGAUGGAUAUAGUCUUAGGUGCAAGAACCCCAAAAGCAGAAGCAUAUUCAAACAAUUCCAAAGAAGCAUAUACCUCGUGUCAUUUUUCUCCAUUUACUAUAGUCAAUUAUAGCUAAAGAUAAUCAACGUGGGAGCUCUCUGAUUACUACUUCACUUCUGGUAUAAGCAUUUCUAGAAGCUUGUCUUCCGUACUGUUGGAUCCUCUGGAGCAGAUAUAAGAAACCUUGUCAGUGAAGCAGCAAUAAUGUCGAUAGGUGUAUGGUGCAUAGACCGUUAUAGAUAUAAAAUCGGUUUGGGUGCACAUGAAGCUGGUAAUAUUGUGCUUGCACACUUAUUUCGUUGGUUUGACCGGCAUGCAUUUUCACAGCUCCUGCACGAUGAGAAGAUAUGAUACGAUAUCUAGUCACAUGAAUACACAAAAUAAUAUUUUAAUUACUGUUAUUAUGGCUUCGUCUGAACUUUUGUUCGACUUAAGCAUGAAACUGCAAUAUCUGUUUCUUCCUCUUUCAAUCAAAAUAAUGAUAAAUGGAGGAGAAAGAAAAAGGUAUUUCUUGAAGAGGCUUUGCACCUAUGACUAAUAAAGAGAAAAUCUCUUUUAAAUUGAAGAACCAACCUGGCAUAAGGAUUAUAGCUCACCCAGUUAGAGCAGAUGGAGAUUCUCGGAUGGGAAAAGCGGUACUCAAUAUCUAUUCCAUUAAACAACACCAAGAACAAAGCCACACCAUGCCCUCGGGAUAAACUAGUGAUGAUUACCACAAAUGCUGUCCUCAAGAAUGAGUAGAAGGUCUUUGCCAAUUCCUAUCAAGAUGGUGCACCUCUAAGUAGAGGGGCGUGAAAACGCUGUGGAGUCUGACCGAAUGAAUAGGUAUCAAUUGAUAGACAUUUUUGAUUGAGGAAGAGAGUCCAGGAUGAACACUUUUUCCGUUUGCCAUGUGCUGACUGGAUGCUCAAAUUGAUUGUUCAAUGGACUGGGGAAUUGCAUAAAUGACGAGACCGGCCUAACCAAAAGUCAAGACUCUUCCCUCUCUUGUUUGUGAAUCUUGAUUGACUGACAGAUGAAACCGAUUCGGAGCAACAAGAAGCAUGGCGUGAGAUACACGGCAGCAAUGUGACAUGUUGUAUUUGGUGAUGAUAUUACUGAUGAAGGUAGGAAGAGAUAAUCUAUAAAAGAUAUCAGGUAGAUAUAUUUAUAUCAUUUUAAGAAAUGUUUGUUUUCUCAAGGGAAUGAUAGAUAUUGCAGAUGUUGUUAUUGUGGGCUGAGUUUAAGAUAUUCCUUUAGGUUAAAGAAUAAAGGGAGUUGAAAUUAGUUAGGGUUAAUUGGAGUAAUUAGUUUGUCAGUUUGUUAAUAAGAGUGGAUUGAUUAGAUAGAUAAAUAGGCAAUGUAACAUUUGAUAUUGGGACUAUAUCUAACAAACAACCGCCUAAAUCAAUUUUACGAUACACGAUUUUCUCUCUUUA
This is a messenger RNA of Cicer arietinum (chickpea), 3790 nucleotides long. The record is from RefSeq and is a predicted model, not a curated record. Lineage: Eukaryota; Viridiplantae; Streptophyta; Magnoliopsida; Fabales; Fabaceae.